CAGGUGUGCCGGGCGGGCGGAGCCAGCUGGGGCGCGGGGGUGGAGCCGGGGCCGGCAGGUAAGAGCUGCCCCGCGGCGAGCGCCAGUGGACCGGAUGAAGUGCCGCCGCCUCUGCGCUUUCGAUGCGGCCCGGGGCCCCCGGCGGCUCAUGCGGGUGGGCCUGGCGCUGAUCCUGGUGGGCCACGUGAAUCUGCUGCUGGGGGCCGUGCUGCACGGCACCGUCCUGCGGCACGUGGCCAACCCCCGCGGCGCCGUCACCCCGGAGUACACCACCGCCAAUGUCAUCUCCGUGGGCUCAGGGCUGCUGAGCGUUUCUUUGGGACUUGUGGCCCUUUUGGCGUCCAGGAAUCUUUUUCGCCCACGACUGCACUGGGCCCUGCUGGCGCUAGCGCUGGUGAACCUUCUCUUGUCUGCUGCCUGCUCCCUGGGCCUCCUCCUCGCUGUGUCCCUCACUGUGGCCAAUGGCGGCCGCCGUCUCAUUGCCGACUGUCACCCAGGACUGCUGGAUCCUUUGGUACCGCUGGACCAGGGGUCUGGACAUGCUGACUGCCCCUUUGACCCCACGAAAAUCUAUGACACAGCCUUGGCUCUCUGGAUCCCUUCUGUGUUCAUGUCUGCAGCCGAGGCUGCUCUCUCUGCUUACUGCUGUGUGGCUGCGCUCACCCUGCGUGGGGUAGGGCCCUGUAGGAAGGAUGGGCUGCAGGAGCAGCUGGAGGAGCUGACAGAGUUUGAAUUUCCUAAACGUAAAUGGCAGGAAAAUGUGCAGCUACUGGACCAAACGCGAGAUAUCCGGACCGCACAGAAAAGUUGGGUUUAGGGCCAGCAGGUGCAGGUCCGAAGGCUCUGUCCACAAGGGUUUUCCACUGACCCCUAGGAUAUGUUUAUAUAGUAACAACUGUAAUAAAAGGAUGUCUCUUCUA
Messenger RNA from Dama dama (fallow deer), 920 nucleotides. It is a transcript of the gene KRTCAP3, whose product is annotated as keratinocyte associated protein 3. The transcript is spliced from 7 exons. NCBI's taxonomy places the organism in Eukaryota, Metazoa, Chordata, Mammalia, Artiodactyla, Cervidae. Bases 95 to 817 code for a protein of 240 amino acids. The record is from RefSeq and is a predicted model, not a curated record.